Prunus persica (peach) is the source of this 2280-nucleotide messenger RNA. RefSeq names its product zinc finger MYM-type protein 1-like. The record is from RefSeq and is a predicted model, not a curated record. Bases 1 to 2280 code for a protein of 759 amino acids. The transcript has 2 exons. NCBI's taxonomy places the organism in Eukaryota, Viridiplantae, Streptophyta, Magnoliopsida, Rosales, Rosaceae. Gene Ontology annotation, molecular function: protein dimerization activity.
AUGGAACGAUACUUUAAGAGAAGGUUCGCAUCAACUACUUCUAGUUCGGAUAAUGUGGGUAGUUCGAGUUCGAGAGAUGUUGAUAUUUCUAGAGAUGUGGAUAUUUCUAGAGAUGUGGAUAGUUCAAAAGAAAGUGAGUUGCAAGAUAUCUUAGCUAAUCUUAUUGCAGACCCUGGACUUCGACCUCAAAUGUUGGAUUAUGAUCCUAACAUUAGAGACGAAGUUCGAAGAGCAUAUCUACAAAAGGGUCCAUGUCAGCCCAAGGAUCACACAUUUCCACAAACUGAUCUUUCAGGGUAUGAUCGACGCUUUAAUGUCAAGUGGUUUGAUGAAUUUGACUGGUUGGAGUACAGUAUUAGUAAAGAUGCUGCAUUUUGCCUUUAUUGUUAUCUCUUCAAAUCCAAUUUCAGAAUUGGUCAAGGGUGUAGCGACGCCUUCACAGAGAUGGGUUUUAGGAAUUGGAAGAAGAAAGAUAAAAUUAGGCAACAUGUUGGACCUGUUGGAAGUGUUCAUAAUCAAUCUAGACAGUAUUGUGUGGAUCUUAUGAAUCAAAAGCAACACAUCCGAACAGCUUUGAUAAAGCAAUCAGAGCAAGCUCGUAUUGAUUAUCGUAUUUGCUUGACAGCUUCUCUUGAUUGUGUGAGAUUUUUAUUGAGGCAAGGUCUUCCUUUUCGUGGGCAUGAUGAGAGUGACACUUCAAGCAACAAGGGGAAUUAUUUAGAGCUCUUACAGUUUCUUGCUGAUCAUGAUGAGAAAGUGAAGGCCGUUGUGUUAGAAAAUGCUCCCGGGAAUCUCAAGUUAAUAGCUCCAACAAUUCAAAAAGAUCUUGUGAAUGCUUGUGCCACUGAAACUAUUAAGAAAAUCAUCAAGGAUAUGAAUGAUGCAUUCUUCUCUUUAUUAGUUGAUGAAUCACGUGAUGUGUCAGUAAAAGAACAGAUGGCGGUGGUGUUUCGUUAUGUGGACAAAAGUGGGGAUGUAAUUGAGAGGUUUGUGGGCAUUCAACAUGUUAGGGAUACUACAUCAAACUCACUCAAGGAGGCUAUUGACAUAUUGUUUGCAAGAGAGGAAUUGAGCAUUUCCAUGCUAAGAGGACAAGGAUAUGAUGGAGCUAGUAAUAUGAAGGGUGAGUUCAAUGGUCUUAAAACACAGAUUUUGAGAGAAAAUCCUUGUGCCUAUUAUAUUCAUUGUUUUGCACAUCAACUUCAAUUAGCUCUUGUGGCCGUGGCAAAGGGAAAUGCUGAUAUUGCCACUUUCUUCACAUCUUGCAAUAGCUUGGUUAAUAUUGUUGGAGCAUCGUGCAAGCGUCGUGACAUUCUUAGAGAUCAACUACAAAAGGAUGUUACGGAAGCUCUAGAAAAAGAUACUUUUCCAACAGGGCGAGGCUUAAAUCAAGAAACUUGUCUCAAGCGUCCCGGUGAUACACGUUGGAACUCACAUUAUGUGCUCAAAUUUAUUAUUGAGGAUGGCUCCACUGAUAAUCUAGGUGAAGCAAAUAGGUCAUUGAGAGAAAUACAAUCUUUUGAGUUUGUAUUUCACCUAUUUUUCAUGAGAUCUAUAUUGGGAGCCACAAAUGACUUGUCACAAGCAUUACAGAGGAAAGACCAAGAUAUUGAGAAUGCAAUGACUUUAGUCAAAGUUUGCAAGGACCAACUACAACACAUGAGAGAGAAUGCAUUUGAAGCCUUGCUUGAUCAAGUAUCUUCCUUUUGUGCCAAACAUGAUAUCUUGGUUCCAAACAUGGAUGAUGCAUAUGUAGCUCAAUGGAGAUCACAUCGGAGAGCUCCUAUAAUAACACACCUCCAUCAUUAUUGUGUGGACAUCUUUAUUCAAAUCAUUGAGUGGCAACUUGCGGAAUUAAAUCGUCGCUUUAGUGAGGUAAAUACUGAGUUACUUCUUUGUUUGACAUGUUUGAGUCCAGAUGAUUCAUUCAUAGCUUUUGACAAACAAAAGCUACUUCGUUUUGCUGAAUUUUAUCCUCAAGAUUUUAAUUCCCGAGAUCUCUUGGCACUUGAAGAUCAACUUGAGAUUUAUAUUACUCAUAUGCGUACGAUGACUGAUUUUUCUCAAUUGAAAGGGAUUGGUAGCCUUGCAAGAAAAAUGGUGGAGAAAGGGUUGCAUAGAACAUAUAAUUAUGUUUAUUUGCUUCUCAGAUUAGCCUUAACUUUACCGGUUGCAACUGCUUCUGUGGAGAGAGCAUUUUCUGCUAUGAAUAUUGUGAAAGGUCCACUUCGCAACCGAAUGGGAGAUCAAUGGUUGAGUGAGUUUACUUGUUUAUAUUGA